AUGGCACCCAUUGCAAUCACCCCUCCACCGGUUGAGCCUAAGCAGGCUCGACCUGCUAUGCAGCGCGCCAACACUGCCAACAUGGGUACGAAGCGAAAGAUCAUCUGCUUCUCAGACUUUGACGGCACUAUCUUCAUGCAAGAUACCGGCCAUACCCUGUUUGACAACUUCGGUUGCGGUCCGGAGAAGAGGAAAAUUUUGGCACACCAACUAGAGUCUGGAGAACGUUCAUUUCGCGAGGUCUCGGAUGAGCUCUACGCUUCGCUAGAUAUACCUUUCGAGGAUGGCUUCGAGGUCAUGAAAACUGCCUUGGAUAUCGACCCUGAUUUCCAGACCUUCCACGAGUUCUGCGUCAACAACAACAUUCCUUUCAAUGUCAUUUCGGCGGGUCUUAAGCCUGUAUUGCGGAGGGUCCUCGAUCACUUCAUUGGAGAGGAAAUGAGCAAACACAUUGACAUCGUGGCCAACGACGCCAAGAUUGCCGAUGAUGGCAGCAAAUGGGAAGCCGUCUGGAGACACGAUACAGAUCUCGGUCACGACAAGGCGCGAUCAAUCAAUGAGUACAGGGCAGCUGCGGCACUGGAGAGCGAGAAUGGUACAGUACCGAUGAUCGUCUUCAUUGGUGACGGCGUCUCAGACCUUCCAGCAGCACGUGAAGCUGACGUGCUUUUCGCUCGCCGAGGGCUGAGAUUGGAGGAGUACUGCAUUGAGCACGACCUCUCGUACAUCCCCUUCGACACCUUUGCCGACAUUCAGAAAGAAAUGAUCAAGGUUGCCAAGGUCGACGAUGAAAAGACACACGGCAAGGGCUUGCCAUCCAACUUCAACCCUCGCGCGAACAUGUGGAGAAGGGUCAGCAGCCGGGCCGCUGUGCCUGUGUUCGCGGCUAUGAGUCCGCGCAAGGAAGAGAAGGCUUUCUUGUGGCCCGAGACCUUCACCCAGCCGGCUACGGUGCCGAACACAGAGCAAGCGAAGGCUGCCAUUGCGGCGCCAGUCGCAUAG
Molecule: messenger RNA, 1002 nt
Organism: Fonsecaea multimorphosa CBS 102226
Lineage: Eukaryota; Fungi; Ascomycota; Eurotiomycetes; Chaetothyriales; Herpotrichiellaceae
Exons: 2
Coding region: 1-1002 (333 amino acids)
Molecular function (GO): phosphatase activity
Source: RefSeq, a predicted model, not a curated record